This is a messenger RNA of Klebsormidium nitens, 2144 nucleotides long. Lineage: Eukaryota; Viridiplantae; Streptophyta; Klebsormidiophyceae; Klebsormidiales; Klebsormidiaceae. The record is from the annotation of a GenBank genome assembly.
CGACAGCGGAUUCUGGUGGCCAGCACGCUCACGACGACUCUUUGGACUUCACUCCUGAAGCCAGACCGUCUGUAAUAGAGGUCCCUUCCCGCGCUCAGGAUCCAGCAAUUGCUCCUAUCAAUGCUCCGGCGGCGGAUCCAGUCCUGGAAAAAUACUGCUCUCAGCUGCUCAGCAAAUGCAGGGAGCUCCCGCCUGGGCUGCCCUUGAGCGAGGAUUCACAAGGACAGGCAGCUUUCUGUGUUCCCGCAGUCUCCUUUCCGAGCGGUGAAAUUGACUGGACGCGCUUUGAGUUUCCUGGUCUGAAGAUGAUCACGUUAAGGGAGAGCGGAUCGGGUGCAGUCUGGUGGUGUUCCUGCUCCGACGACCUUGUCUUACAAAGGAGUUUGUUCGAGGGCUUGUCCAAAACAGCAAUGGACCGCACCUUUCUGGCUGGCCUUGUUGGCCAAUGCUAUCAUCUAAAAGUCCUCCUGCGUAUCGGAAGCACGCUUGGGCUGCAAAUAGAGGAUCUGUGCAGGAGGCAAGUGGUGAUUCCCCCAGCGGUACGGGUGGCAGAACUGGAGAUCGACUCUGAAGCUGACGGGGAGCGACUGGUUAUUGUUACAAGCGUGCCUUUGCCCUGGUCAGGAAAGGAUGGUCUUCCCAUAGUCUUGGUUGGCUGCGCCAGUAGGGGUUACGCGGUAGUCCGCCAGACCACCCGGGGAACUUGGGCUUGCACCACUUGUUCCGGCAGUGGUCGGAUAAAGUGCUGGCAUGUCCAAGCUCAGGUUGAGGAAGUCGCCACUGGUUCAGUUCCUUCAAGCAGGCCCGGUCUUACUGCCGCAGAGUUUGAGGAGCGCCUCAGGCGAGCUCUAGACCUCAGCACAGGGAUGAGGCGCUUGACGUGUUUGAGUAGGGUGCAGAUUCCAGAGCCUCACUUGAUCGGGCCAGAGUUGGCAGAUGUACUGAAACGAAGAGGCGCUCUCGAUCUCCGGUUCCCGCUCAGAUGCUCCAUCAGAUCAGAACUGCGGGGGGCUCAAUGUGGUUGUGGUCGGUCUUGGGAGGAAGCAGAGAAGAAGUGGGUGCCAGGUACAAUUUUCCAUCUCACUGCCCCUGUAACAACCGAGGUGGAGGAGUGGACGUGUCCAUGCGGUGGCAAGAAGCAUUACGACGGCGCCUCGGAAGGUCUCCUCAACUUCAGCAAUGUCUACCUCUUCAGCUACGAGUUGCUGAAUUGGUACUCUCAUCAGUUCUGGAGGACCAAGCUGCCCUUUUUCUCGAUGUGGAGUACGCAAGUAUCCAUGUACGCGGGGAUUGGGCUAUCUCCGGACCUCGUGAAGAGGUACGCCAACAUGCGCGCUAAAUUCCAAGAUGCCUGGCUCGACUACAUCAGCCUCCAACGGAUUGACUACAGGACGUCCUACAGCUGCAAGUGCCGAAGAGAUAUCGACUGUGGUCCUGAUGCCAGGCCUGAGGGUGAACCGGAGGAAGUCACUGCGGACGGCGUGCUGCUUGGGUUCAACUCGAACUUCAGCUACCUGGUCCAACCGUGGACCAGUCCUGCAUCCGAACCCCUGGUAUCCGGGUCCCUGCACACUGAUCGCAUCCUCGUCAAAGCCGCUCCCGCUCGCCAACUUUUGCUUCGGUUCUCAAAGCGAAGUGUGGCAGCUCGGGGAGCGGGCCUAAGUGAUGCCGAGUACGUCGACCUCCGCACUCUCAUUACGGCUGAACCAGAGGCCUCCGCCGUCGACUUUCUCUUGACCGAUCCACUUGUUGACAAGGACCGCCACUUUGCGCGGCCGGAAUUGCGGGAGUUCCUGCAUGCCGUCGCUUCUCCCGCGCCCACCUGCUCUCUUCUUCCAGCAAGCGUGUUUGCCAUCGUCGAAGACCAUCUACUUGUGCACGGCCACAUCUCCGACUUCCAGGCGUACCAGAAGUUUGCCUCAGACGCGUCCGUCCUGCACACGCUCGUAAUGAGCCUCCAAAAGCAAGCGGAUGGUAAACUCGACCGCGCCGCGAUCGAACUUCUCAGCGUUAUGCUCGCUGUGGCCCGUCGUGCGUUCCAGCCGGCCGUCCAACGUUCCAUGUCUCAGACUGCCAGCAGCAAAGAGCCCGCUUUGUCAGAACAUCCUGAUUCUGGGAGCCCGAAUGGGCCAGCAAUACUUUAG